AUGAAAAGUCUCGUCAUUGCAGCCGUCUUGUGUGUGGCAAAGAUCAAUGCUAUUGACUUUUCAUCCGAUGCGACCUAUUCAGGUGAACAGACUACUUCCAAUCCAAUUCAAGACGAUAAUGCCGACACAAAAUCCAUUACCGAAGCACUUUCGACAGGUGAGAGCCCCAUGAAAGAUCCCACGGAAGUAACCUCUCCUGAAGCUGAGAAGAUGGUCGAGCUGACCGAGACAAAUGAGGAAGACUGCAAUAAUGAAUACGACAUGGCUAAGCCUGAAGACAAGCCGGAUGACAAGUCUGAUGACAAGACUGAAGACAAGACUGAAGACAAGCCGGAUGACAAGUCGGAUGACAAGACUGAAGACAAGACUGAAGACUGUGACGAGGGUCUGGACAUUGCAAAGGAGAAAGAGGAGGAUUGCAAUGAUGACUUGGACAUUGCUAAGGAGGAAGAUUGCGUUGAAGGCUUGGACAUUGCCGGAAAGGACGAUGGUAACACACCUACGGAAACUUCCGACGGUGGUGAGAGCGCAGGCGGUGAACCCAGCACUCACACGUACGAGGGUGUCGAAAGCAGCGAGGGGACUGACACGACCAACACCAAAGACGAUGCUGCCUCGAACGACAGUAAGGAAGUUACUGAAACUGCCAGCGGCGGAGAGGCCGCAGGUGGUGAAAAGACCGCAGGUGAUGGAAAGGCCGCAGAUGGUGGAGAGACCGGAGACGGUGGAGAGGCCGCAGGUGGUGAAUCCAGCACUCACACGUACGAGGGUGGCGAAAGCAGCGAGGGGACUGACACGACCAACACCAAAGACGGUGCUGCCUCGAACGACAGUAAGAAAGUUACUGAAACUGCCAGCGGUGGAGAGGCCGCAGGUGGUGAAAAGACCGCAGGUGAUGGAAAGGCCGCAGAUGGUGGAGAGACCGGAGACGGUGGAGAGGCCGCAGGUGGUGAAUCCAGCACUCACACGUACGAGGGUGGCGAAAGCAGCGAGGGGACUGACACGACCAACACCAAAGACGGUGCUGCCUCGAACGACAGUAAGAAAGUUACUGAAACUGCCAGCGGUGGAGAGGCCGCAGGUGGUGAAAAGACCGCAGGUGAUGGAAAGGCCGCAGAUGGUGGAGAGGCCGGAGACGGUGGAGAGGCCGCAGGUGGUGAAUCCAGCACUCACACGUACGAGGGUGGCGAAAGCAGCGAGGGGACUGACACGACCAACACCAAAGACGGUGCUGCCUCGAACGACAGUAAGAAAGUUACUGAAACUGCCAGCGGUGGAGAGGCCGCAGGUGGUGAAAAGGCCGCAGGUGAUGGAAAGGCCGCAGAUGGUGGAGAGGCCGGAGACGGUGGAGAGGCCGCAGGUGGUGAAUCCAGCACUCACACGUACGAGGGUGGCGAAAACGAGAAGACUGACACGACCAACACCAAAGACGGUGCUGCCUCGAACGACAGUAAGGAAGUUACUGAAACUGCCAGCGGUGGAGAGGCCGCAGGUGGUGAAAAGCGCAGGGAUGGAAAGACCGCAGAUGGUGGAGAGACCGGAGACGGUGGAGAGGCCGUAGGUGGUGAACUCAGCACUCACACGUACGAGGGUGGCGAAAACGAGAAGACUGACACGACCAACACCAAAGACGGUGCUGCCUCGAACGACAGUAAGGGAGUGGUGAACUCCAGCACUCACACGUACGAGGGUGGCGAAAACGAGAAGACUGACACGACCAACGCCAAAGACGGUGCUGCCCCGGACGAUUCUGACUGUCCCGAAGGAUACGAUAUAGCCAACACCAACGAUUCUGACUGUGCUGAAGGAUUGGAUAUUGCCGGCAUCGAGUGUAGUGAUGAAUACGAAAUAGCCAACGACGACUGCACUGAUGGACUCGACGUUGCCGGUGCGGAACCGUGCGAUGACGAGCUCGAAAUGGCUGACAAGACAGACACGACAGAGGAUGCUGAUAUCAGCGAAAAGUUAUCUACUGCUGAAAGUAAAGCCCCUGCCACUGCUUUGACUGCCACGGAUUCGUAUGCCUCUUCUCCUGGUGACGUCAAGCCUGCCAAUACUGGCAACGAUGAUGAUACUAAUGCGAAGCAGACGGCUUUCAGUGUCGAGGCGGUUAAGUUCCAGUCUGACGGUCCGUCGUCUACGACGACAUCAAUGGCUGUACCGUUGGCGGCUGCUGCCGCGGCCUGUGCCGCCCUUGCUAUCGUGGGUGUGAUUUACAUGAAGAGACGGAACAAGAAGUCAAAAGAGGCGGAAAGUGACAUCUUCACCGUCGACAAGCAUUCGGCACUGUAA
Peronospora farinosa is the source of this 2292-nucleotide messenger RNA. NCBI's taxonomy places the organism in Eukaryota, Oomycota, Peronosporomycetes, Peronosporales, Peronosporaceae. The record is from the annotation of a GenBank genome assembly.